AUGGCACCUUAUGAAGCUUUAUAUGGAAGGAAGUACAGAUCACCAAUUGGCUGGUUUGAAGUAGGCGAAACUGCUUUAUUUCAACCAGACCUUGUUCUUCAAGCUAUGGAAAAAGAUAAGGUGAUACAACAACGGCUAGCAACAGCUCUAAGCCGACACAAAUCAUAUGCAGAAGUUAGAAGAAGAGGAUUAGAGUUUUCUAUAAGAGAUUGGGUGUUCUUAAAAGUAUCGCCAAUGAAAGGGGUAAUGAGAUUUGGUAAAAAAGGAAAGUUGAGUCCACGCUACAUAGGGCCAUAUAAGAUUAUUCGAAGAAUUGGCCAAGUUGCUUAUCAGUUAGAGCUACCUCAGGAGCUUUCAGCAGUUCAUCUGGUGUUUCAUGUCUCAAUGCUUCGGAAGUGCGUAAGUGACCUAUCCUAUAUCACUCUUAUUGAAGAUGUACAAGUUACAGGGGAUCUCACCUAUGAAGAAGUACCUAUUGCUAUUCUGGAUCGUCAGGUUAAAAAGCUAAGGAAUAAAGAAAUGGCUUCAGUAAAGGUGCUUUGGAGGAACCAACAAGUAGAAGAAGUAAUGUGGGAAGGUAAGGAAGCGAUGAAAUCCAAGUACCCUUAUUUAUUUGAACCUAAAGAGGAAGUCCAAGGUGCUGAAUGGGGGUAUUAA
Molecule: messenger RNA, 657 nt
Organism: Solanum verrucosum
Lineage: Eukaryota; Viridiplantae; Streptophyta; Magnoliopsida; Solanales; Solanaceae
Exons: 1
Coding region: 1-657 (218 amino acids)
Source: RefSeq, a predicted model, not a curated record